CUCCUUACCACUCUGCGCUUUUGUUUUUGCCUCUUCUGCUUCUCCUCCUACUUGGGCUGCUACUCGCAAGCUUCGUCGCGCCAGGUUUUUGGAUUUUGAACGGAAUGGAAGGCUUGAUCGCGCUUGUUAACCGGAUUCAGAAGGCAUGUACGGUCCUCGGAGACUAUGGCGAUGAUCGGACUUUGCCUACUCUCUGGAACGCUCUCCCCACCAUUGUUGUCCUCGGCGGCCAAAGUUCCGGGAAGUCGUCAGCUUUGGAGAGUAUUGUCGGGCGUGAUUUUCUUCCCAGAGGAUCAGGAAUUGUGACCAGAAGGCCACUAAUUUUGCAACUAUGCAAGACGGAGCCAGGACAGCAGGACUAUGCGCAAUUCCUUCAUUCCGGAAAUAAAAGAUAUACAGACUUUUCAUUGGUCACAAAGGAGAUUCAAGAUGAAACUGACAGGGUUACGGGGAAGCCAAAUCACAUUUCUCCUCUUCCUAUUAAUCUUAGCAUUUACUCUCCAAAUGUUGUUAACUUGACAUUGGUAGAUUUACCUGGGCUUACUAAUGUUGCUGUGGAUGGCCAACCUGAGAGUAUUGUUCAGGAAAUUGAAGACAUGGUUAGAUCAUAUGUUGAGAAGCCAAACAGCAUUAUCUUAGCCAUAACUCCGGCCAAUCAAGAUGUUGCGACAUCUGAUGCAAUUAAGAUAGCUCGAGAAGUUGACCCAACAGGUGAACGUACCAUUGGUGUGUUAACAAAACUUGAUUUGAUGGACAAGGGAACAAAUGCAUUGGAUGUUCUUGAAGGAAGAUCCUAUCAGCUUCAACAUCCUUGGGUUGGAGUUGUGAAUCGUUCUCAGGCCGACAUCAACAAAAAUGUUAACAUGAUUGUUGCCAGGCGUAAUGAGCGAGAAUUCUUUGCUAAGAGUCCAGAGUACAGACAUUUAGCCAGCAGGAUGGGAUCGGAAUAUCUUGCAAAGAUUCUUUCACAGCGCCUAGAAUCUGUGAUCAAGGCCCAUAUACCGGCUCUUUUGUCUCUGACUAAUACAAGUAUUGAUGAGGUUGAAACGGAGUUGAGUCGUCUUGGCAGACCAGUUGCUAUUGAUGCAGGAGCCCAUUUAUACACUAUUUUGGAACUCUGCCGAGCAUUUGAUCGGGUAUUCAAGGAGCACCUUGAAGGAGGGAGGCCUGGUGGGGAUCGGAUAUACGAGGUAUUUGACUACAAGCUCCCCGUUGCUUUGAGGAAACUUCCAUUGGAUAGCCACCUCUCGUUGCAAAACAUUAGGAAAGUUGUCUCUGUGGCUGAUGGCUACCAACCUCAUCUGAUAGCACCAGAGCAAGGCUACAGACGCCUCAUAGAUGGUGCCAUUCAUUAUUUCAGGGCACCUGCACAAGCUUCAGUUGAUGCAGUCCACUUAAUCUUGAAGGAGCUCGUCAGGAAAUCAAUUGGAGAAACUCAGGAACUGAGGCGCUUUCCCACUCUUCAAACAGAGAUAGCAACUGCAGCAUGUGAAGCAUUAGAAAGGUUUCGUAAUGAAAGUAAAAAGACUGUAUUGCGGUUGGUAGACAUGGAAGCUUCUUAUCUAACAGUGGAUUUCUUCCGGAAACUCCCAGAGGAAGUUGACAAGGAAGGAGGCUCAACCGUUUCCACUAAUGAUAGUUCCACAGAGGAACACUUUAAAAGAAUAGGCUCAAAUAUCUCUGCCUACACCAGAAUGGUGUGUGAGACCCUCCAGCAGAGCAUACCAAAAGCUGUUGUUUACUGUCAAGUUCGGGAAGCCAAACGGUCUUUGCUUGAUCAUUUUUAUGCUCAACUCGGUAAAAGGGAGGAGCGAGAGCUUUGUGAGAUGUUGGAUGAAGAUAGGGUGCUGAUGGAAAGGAGACAGAAAUGCUCCAGAAAGCUUGAGCUUUACAGAUGGGCGAGAGACGAGAUAGAUUCACUGCUGUUGGCAAGAUGAAAUGAAAUGAGAUUGUGAUGACAUGUUUGUUUAAAGUUGUCCUCAAACCAUACUGCUUUAAUGCAUAUUGUUUAUUUGGGGUUCAAGUUAGGGGAUCUUGCAGCACCUAGUAUUUUGUUUAUUUGGGGUUCAAGUUAAGAUCUGUAAAAGCAUAUGUAGGUGUUAGGUAGUGUGUUACUUGAAACUGGUCUGUCUUUGUUGUUGCUUUCUAUUUUUUUGUCAUUCCAUUGUCAACUAUUGUGGAUUUACCAGUAAUGAAAAACAUUAUUGAUAUUAUUAGUUUUUCCAUGUUUAUGUUUUUA
Cuscuta epithymum is the source of this 2239-nucleotide messenger RNA. Lineage: Eukaryota; Viridiplantae; Streptophyta; Magnoliopsida; Solanales; Convolvulaceae. The record is from the annotation of a GenBank genome assembly.